UCCACGGUCCGAGCCCAAAUCCUCCGUCGCCCACAACUCGUCCGCAAGCCAGCCGUAGUGUGUGUUUUUCUUGUGCUACCCACUCCCACUUUUGGGAUACAUAUAAAAGUGCCACCCCGCCAUCCCCAAAAAAAAAAAACGCCUCAUAGAGGAGUGAAAUUUUAAACAAGUGUUACCUAAGCCCAAACCGCAAAGAAACCACAACAAAAAGGGAGCAGUAGUUGAAGGUUGCGGCAAAAUGGCCCAGUUUGUGACCCACAUCCAGCCCACGCUGAUGGAGGCGUCCCAAGGUCAUGUGCCCCACCACCACGGACAUCAGGUGGGUGUGCAGCACUCGUCGCAUCUGCCCCACAGCGGCCAUAACAUGCCCUCGCCGCCCACCCACAAUCACCAUCAUGCCCACGGACAUGUUCAUCAUACCAGCAGCGGUGGUCAUCAUGGAGGAGCAGGUGGCCAUUCGCACAAGCAGUCAGCACAUCAUAGCACCACCUCCGGCCACGCCUCCAAGGGACAGCACCACAGCCCGCCGUCGAGGAUCCAUUCACCGCCGACGGAACACCAUCCGGAUCAUAUCGGUCACUACGAGUACUUCCAGCAUCAGCACGAGCUGAUCUUUCACCAUGAAGGAGCAAACGGUGGCGCCAGCCACAAGCAACAGACCCACCAUCAUCCCAACAAGCACGAGCACUGCCCCACAGGACACCAGAGUGCGGUUUAA
Messenger RNA from Drosophila sechellia, 718 nucleotides. Its product is annotated as histidine-rich glycoprotein. The coding region runs from base 239 to 718 and encodes 159 amino acids. The record is from RefSeq and is a predicted model, not a curated record. The transcript is spliced from 2 exons. NCBI's taxonomy places the organism in Eukaryota, Metazoa, Arthropoda, Insecta, Diptera, Drosophilidae.